Messenger RNA from Arabidopsis thaliana (thale cress), 2262 nucleotides. RefSeq names its product Subtilase family protein. Gene Ontology annotation, biological process: proteolysis. The transcript has 8 exons. Gene Ontology annotation, molecular function: serine-type peptidase activity; serine-type endopeptidase activity. Gene Ontology annotation, cellular component: extracellular region. The coding region runs from base 1 to 2262 and encodes 753 amino acids. The record is from RefSeq and is marked reviewed. Lineage: Eukaryota; Viridiplantae; Streptophyta; Magnoliopsida; Brassicales; Brassicaceae.
AUGGGCAAUUCUUUUCUGAUUGCAGAUACAAGUUCUCUAGUUAUCGGUCUUUUGUUAAUCCUGAACGGAGUGUUUAUCUCUGCGGCAAAACACUAUGGCUUGAACAAGAUUCACAUUGUACACUUGGGAGCAAAGCAACACGAUACCCCUGAGCUGGUUACUAAGUCACAUUACCAAAUUCUUGAACCACUUCUUGGAAGCAAAGAAGCAGCCAAGAAUUCUUUAGUAUACAAUUACAAGCAUGGCUUUUCCGGCUUUGCAGCAAAACUUACCGCCUCUCAAGCAAAGAAUCUUUCAGCGCAUCCCGAGGUUCUUCGUGUUGUACCAAGUCGAGUAAUGAGGUUGAAAACAACAAGAACAUUUGAUUACUUGGGACUUUUGCCUACUUCUCCAAAAAGUCUUCUACAUAAAACCAAGAUGGGAAGUGAAGCUAUUAUUGGGGUCAUAGACUCAGGGAUAUGGCCAGAGUCACAGUCAUUCAAUGACACAGGUCUAGGACCGAUCCCGAAGCGUUGGAAGGGAAAAUGUUUGUCUGGAAAUGGAUUUGACGCCAAAAAACAUUGCAACAAAAAACUUAUAGGGGCCGAGUACUUGACCGUAGGUCUUAUGGAAAUGACGGAUGGGAUAUAUGACUAUCCUUCACUAGGUGAGUCUAUGUCCCCUAGAGAUCAUGUAGGCCAUGGGACACACGUGGCUGCAAUUGCUGCUGGUUCUUUUGUGGCUAAUGCAAACUAUAAAGGACUAGCUGGAGGAACCGCUAGAGGCGCGGCUCCUCAUGCACGUAUAGCUAUGUACAAGGUAUGUUGGAGGGAAGUUGGAUGUAUAACAGCUGAUCUACUCAAAGCAAUUGAUCAUAGUAUACGCGAUGGUGUUGAUGUUAUAUCCAUUUCAAUUGGUACUGACGCGCCAGCAAGUUUUGAUAUUGAUCAAAGUGACAUUGGUUUUGGUUCAUUCCACGCCGUGAUGAAAGGCAUUCCCGUUGUUGCUUCUGCUGGAAACGAAGGACCUAACGCUCAAACCGUCGAUAAUGUUGCUCCAUGGAUCAUAACCGUCGCCGCUACAUCCCUAGACCGUUCUUUCCCGAUACCGAUAACUCUUGGAAACAAUCUAACUAUUCUCGGUGAAGGUUUAAACACAUUCCCAGAAGUUGGAUUUACUAAUCUUAUAUUAUCAGAUGAAAUGUUGAGCAGAUCUAUCGAACAGGGGAAAACUCAAGGGACCAUUGUCCUUGCGUUUACGGCAAACGAUGAGAUGAUAAGAAAGGCGAAUAGCAUAACCAAUGCUGGAUGUGCUGGUAUAAUCUAUGCACAAUCUGUGAUUGAUCCUACGGUUUGUAGUAGCGUUGAUGUUCCUUGCGCCGUGGUAGAUUAUGAAUAUGGAACCGACAUCUUAUACUACAUGCAGACCACAGUAGUGCCUAAAGCAAAACUAAGCCCUUCCAAGACACUCAUUGGCCGACCUAUUGCUUCUAGAGUGCCUCGUUUCUCUUGUAGAGGACCUAAUUCAGUUUCACCAGCAAUUCUUAAGCCAGACAUAGCAGCACCGGGUGUUAAUGUUCUUUCUGCAGUAUCUGGUGUGUAUAAGUUCAUGUCGGGAACAUCAAUGGCGACUCCUGCUGUGUCGGGAAUCGUUGGAUUACUAAGACAAACACACCCUCACUGGUCUCCAGCUGCAAUCCGAUCCGCUCUUGUCACAACAGCAUGGAAGACCGAUCCAUCUGGAGAGCCAAUAUUUUCAGAGGGAUCAACACGUAAACUUGCUGACCCAUUUGACUAUGGAGGUGGUUUGAUCAACCCAGAGAAAGUAACACACCCGGGCCUCAUCUACGACAUGGGUAUCGAUGACUAUCUUCAUUACCUUUGUUCUGCCGAAUACGAUGAUGAUUCCAUUUCAAAACUACUUGGUAAAACUUACAAUUGCACUUCGCCAAAGCCAUCGAUGCUCGACUUCAACUUGCCUUCCAUUACAAUCCCAAGUCUCACUGGAGAGGUCACUGUGACAAGAACCGUGAGAAAUGUUGGACCGGCCCGUUCAGUCUACAGACCAGUGAUUGAGUCUCCUCUUGGUAUCGAGCUUGAUGUGAAACCGAAGACUCUUGUGUUUGGUUCCAACAUAACAAAGAUUACUUUUAGUGUGAGAGUGAAAUCGAGUCAUAGAGUUAACACUGAUUUUUAUUUUGGGAGCUUGUGUUGGACCGAUGGAGUUCAUAAUGUCACUAUUCCUGUUUCCGUGAGAACAAAGUUCAUGAGGAACUAUGUUUGA